Dendrobium catenatum is the source of this 843-nucleotide messenger RNA. RefSeq names its product aspartyl protease family protein At5g10770-like. The annotation marks the transcript as partial. The record is from RefSeq and is a predicted model, not a curated record. Gene Ontology annotation, molecular function: aspartic-type endopeptidase activity. Gene Ontology annotation, biological process: proteolysis. Lineage: Eukaryota; Viridiplantae; Streptophyta; Magnoliopsida; Asparagales; Orchidaceae. The transcript has 4 exons.
UUACUUCUAAAUCCCAUUUCUAUUCUCAUGGAGACUUCUUCUUCUCUACUCUCAUAUUUUAUUCUUCUCAUUAUGCACAAGCCCUUCCAAGCUCAAUGUGGUGUUCCAGCAAUAAUUGAUUAUUCUCUUGGUGUCUUUGACUAUAUCGUCAGCAUAGGCUUAGGAACCCCUACCAAGCUCUUCACACUUAUUUUUGACACUGGUUCUGAUCUCACUUGGACCCAAUGUGUCCCAUGCAUUAACUGUUAUAACCAAAAAGACCCAUUUUUUGACCCAUCCCAAUCAUCCACCUUCACCACCAUUGAAUGCAUCUCUAACUAUUGUAUCCAACUCCCUCGAUUUGGUUGCUCCUCUACCUUCACCUGCCUCUACGAGCAAAGAUAUGCUGGUAGUACUAUUACUAAAGGGUCACUCCUUCAAGACACCUUAAAAUUCUCCGAUGAUAAUAUACAAAACAUCCACUUUGGCUGUGGAGAUAAUAACACUAGAUAUUUUGGACAUGUAGAUGGGUUAUUAGGCCUUGGCCGAGGGGCUCUUUCAAUUAUUUCUCAAACAACUCAGUUGUAUAACAAUAUAUUCUCAUAUUGUUUACCAUCAGGGCCCAACAAAGUUGGAUAUCUUGAACUAGGUAGUGCAGCCCUUGGUGUGAAGUAUACACCGAUGCUAACCAACCCAAAAAUGCCAUCAUACUACUUCAUCAUUCUCACUGCCAUUUCUAUUGGGGGUGAAAGGCUCGCCCUUUCACCUACUAUAUUUAGUAGCCCUGGAACUUUGUUGGACUCUGGCACAGCAUUUACGCACCUUCCACCCACUGCCUACUCCGCCCUACGUAGAACUUUUUGA